Heteronotia binoei (common prickly gecko) is the source of this 4531-nucleotide messenger RNA. RefSeq names its product nuclear transcription factor, X-box binding like 1 (gene NFXL1). The coding region runs from base 128 to 2782 and encodes 884 amino acids. Gene Ontology annotation, cellular component: nucleus. Lineage: Eukaryota; Metazoa; Chordata; Lepidosauria; Squamata; Gekkonidae. The transcript has 22 exons. Gene Ontology annotation, biological process: regulation of DNA-templated transcription. Gene Ontology annotation, molecular function: RNA polymerase II transcription regulatory region sequence-specific DNA binding; zinc ion binding; DNA-binding transcription factor activity, RNA polymerase II-specific. The record is from RefSeq and is a predicted model, not a curated record.
GCUUCCCUGCAGCCGGAUGUCUCCGUCGCCUGCUCUGUGAAGGGCUGCAGGCGAGGAAGACAGCGAGCGCCUCCCUGGAGGGAGACAGUUGCUUCUUGUUUCCUCAGCAGACCGAGGAGGAGGAGGGAUGAUGGAGGCGGCUUGGCGCCAGGGUGGCCGCGGGAGAGGAAGGGGUCGAAGCGGAGCCAACCCCGCAGGGAACGGACCUGGUGGCCGGGGAAGGGGAAGAGGAGCGGGAGGCGCCCAGACCCCCAGCAGCGUCCCGGGAGCCAAUGAAUUAGCUUCUCAGAAGAAGUUUGAUGAAAUUAAGAGAGCUAAUCAAGCAGCAGCUAAAAGGCUUGUUGAAGACCAGUUUAGUUCCUCGUCUGAAGAUGAUGACGAUGAAGAUGCUGAAGGAAAACACGGGAAAAUAUUGGCCAAAACAUUUACAACUUACACUAAUCAAACUGAUGGUGACACACAUGAAUUGGAUCGCACAAAGCAAUACAUGAACGAGGCUUUUCAGUCCGGAGCGAUGACAUGCUUGAUUUGUAUUGCUUCCGUAAAGAGAAACCAAGCUGUUUGGAGUUGCUCUGGAUGUUUCUGCAUAUUUCACAUGCCUUGCAUUCAGAAGUGGGCUAAGGAUAGCGUUUUCCUAAUAUCUUCUCCCUUGACAGAUGAUGAUUUUGGAAAGAAGGAUUAUCAGUGGCCAUGUCCAAAAUGUAGGUUUGAGUACAAGCGAUCAGAUAUUCCCACUCGAUAUUACUGCUACUGUGGAAAGGUGGAGGAUCCAGCACUGGACCCUUGGCUAGUUCCGCAUUCUUGUGGCCAAGUAUGUGAGAGAGAUUUCAAGCCUCCCUGUGGACACAAGUGCCUGCUACUUUGUCACCCAGGUCCUUGUCCACCGUGUCCUAAGAUGGUCUUAACAACCUGCUACUGUAAAAAGGCAAAGCCAGUGCCACGGAGGUGCAGUACAAAAGAAUGGUCAUGCCAGCUGCCCUGUGGUCGAAAACUGCCCUGUGGACAGCACAGCUGUGAGAAACCUUGCCAUCCAGGAGACUGUGAACCCUGCCCAAGAGUUAGCAGGCAAAGUUGUGUCUGUGGAAGGCAAGUAGCAGAGAGACUUUGUGCCAGCCCUUUGUGGCAGUGUGAUCAGCUUUGUCGCAAAACCUUACCCUGUGGUUACCAUGCCUGUGAGCAGGUCUGUCAUGCUGGCCCCUGUGGGGAAUGUCCUCGAUCCGGCAGAAGGUUCUGCCCGUGUGGAAAAUCAAAAUUUUCUUUGCCAUGUACGGAGGAUGUACCUACCUGCGGAGACAGUUGUGACAAAGUUCUCGAAUGUGGGAUCCAUAGAUGUUCACAGCGCUGCCAUCGAGGUCCCUGUGAAACCUGUAGACAGGAAGUUGAAAAGCAGUGCCGCUGUGGAAAGCAUAUGAAACAAAUGCCCUGCCAUAAACCAUAUUUUUGUGAGUCAAAGUGUGCAAAAAUUCGUGACUGUCAGAAACAUCAGUGCAAGAGAAAGUGCUGUCCUGGAAACUGCCCACCAUGUGAUCAAGUCUGUGGACGAACAUUAGGGUGUCGGAAUCACAAGUGCCCUUCGGUCUGCCACAGAGGUAGCUGCUAUCCAUGUCCUGAAACUGUAGAUGUCAAGUGCAAUUGUGGCAAAACUGUUCUCAAAGUACCUUGUGGUAGAGAACGUACCACCAAACCUCCCAGGUGCAAAGAGCUUUGCAGGCAGCCGCCAACCUGCCAUCAUCCGAGUCGAGAGAAACACAACUGCCAUUUUGGCCCUUGCCCUCCUUGCCGUCAGCCUUGCAAGAAAGCUUUAGAGAAGUGCAGCCACUUGUGCCCAGCCGCUUGCCAUGAUGAAGCACUUGUGAAGCAAUCUGGCCUGCACCAGCCUGCAGGCCCCUGGGAACAGUCGUCUGAGCCUGCUUUUAUUCAGACUGCAUUGCCUUGCCCUCCCUGUCAGGUUCUGAUUCCAACGCAGUGCUUGGGGAAACACGAGGUGAACUUGUUGCCAUGUCAUGCUGCGGCACCCUUCUCUUGUAAAAGGUCUUGCGGAAGGCUGCUUGAGUGUCAGAAUCACACGUGCGUGAAAGAAUGUCAUAAAGUUACUGAAAGAGAUGGUGGCAGUGAUGUUCAAAAGGUAAGUCACGAAUGCUGUCAGUGUGAAGAAGGAUGUUCCAAACCACGGCCACCUGGCUGUCCUCACUCAUGCCCUUUGCCUUGCCACCCUGGAGGGUGCCCGCCAUGUGCCCAGAUGAUCCGGAUGAAGUGUCACUGCAAACUCACGAGCCUGUACAUCGAAUGCAUAAAAAUCACUUCUGCUGACUUAAAAGAAAAAGACGUACUCAGCUCCUGCAAAAAUCAGUGUCCGAAAGAGUUGUCCUGUGGUCACAGGUGCAAAGAGAUCUGCCACCCAGGUGUCUGCCUUCCAAACUGCAAUCAGAAGGUAAAAAUCAGAUGUCCUUGCAAGAGAAUAAAAAAGGAGCUGCCGUGCAAUAAGGUUCAGGAAGGCGACGUUUCAUUAGAAUGUGACGUGGUGUGUAAGGAAAUGAAACGGAAAGCUUCUGAGAUAAAAGAGGCAGAGGCCAGAGCUCUCAUUGAAGAGGAGAAAAGAAGGCAACAGGCUGAACUGGAGGCUUUUGAGAAUAGGCUGAGAGGCCGUCGAAAGAACAAGAGAAAAAAGGACGAAGUUGAAGUGGAACCAUCUCUAUGGCAAAAAUAUAGGAAAACUAUUGUGCUGCCUGUAUGUGGAGUGGCUGUUGCGAUGGUUGCAUGGUUCAUAGCCUACAACUACUGAAUUUUUUAGUAUUCAUUUUUAGACACCUCAGUGUGAUCACAGAUAGCUGCUAAAAGUAUUAGGUGGUGUAAAGUAAUCAUCCUCAAUUGCAAUUUUUAAUAGCAAUUGUCCUCUCUUCAUCCGGAGGAGGAAAAACACAACAGACCUCAAUCUCUAUCCUUUAUGUAAAAAUCAAUUUAAUAUAUUCAACAUUACUGAGGUAAUGCAAUAAAACGUCACACACUCUAGGUGAUCACGCCAUGCCAUCCAUCCAUUCAGAUUCUCAUAAUGUUCCAUCGAGUGAAAUCCUGUUCAGUACUAUUCAUGUCAACAUCCAUGUAUUUCAAGGCACACUGAAGAAUAUUUAUGCAUGUACUUGGCUUACAUAGUCAUUUUUAACAGCACUGAUCAUUGGCGGGUGGAAGAAGAGACUCCCUGCCACACUCAGCUGAUUCAUGCUGUCAAAGUUGACCAUUUUUACUGCUGUUGGGAUUGUCAUGCUUUUGACUGACGAAGGGUCCGUGUGCCUACAACCUCUGUGCUUAACACAGUCGCUUUUACAUACAUGCACCUUACAGCAUCCUCUUACACAUCCAGAUCUGUCAGUAUUUUUAAUAUUUACAUUGAAACAGACACCUUAAGCAAAAUAUGAGUGUUCUUGCUUCAUUUUUAAUUGUACUUUGUCCAAAUGGAAAAUAGUAUUUUCUAAUACAGUUCUGACACCGCAUACCCUUCAAGGUACAGGUUUACUGAAAAUUGUAUUUCAAAAGUGUCUUGUAUGUUUCAAAACUGAACUCAUGUGAAUUAUUGAUCGUAUUUUGUGCUAUCUUUUAAAAUUCUUCUUGUGGUCCUCUACGUGAAAAAAAAAACCAACCCUGUAAGUCACAUUGUUUAAAGGUUAAUGGUCUGGCCCCUGAAAAAAUAGCUUUUCACAAAGAAAUACCAGUCUGUUAUUCUAGGCAUAGCAAUGAGUUAGUAGGCAAUCACAGUAUAGGGAAGGCUGUAUGACUGUAGUUGAUGUGAUGACAAGUUAAUUCUUAAGAUGCAGUUUUGAGGGUUAUGUAUAAACAUAUGGAAUAUUUAUUUAAGCAGGAACUCUCAGGUUGUGAAGCCCAGUAGUUGCUGUUCAGGUGUCUAGCUAACCUUGUUAAAUGUUUCUAUUAAUAAAUUAGCAGCCGUUCCUGAAAACUUUGGAAAGGUUCAGGAUAAUUGCUCGGAAGUGACCUGCGUUUAUCAUUAAUUAUGUAGGAAGCCCUGUUGAACUAGAUGAAGAAGUACAUUAAUUGAUAAUUUGAGUUUCUAGCAGUCAUUCAUCUGGAUUUUUUGCUGUACUUAAAAUGCUUUUUCUGCUUCCCUGAAAUGUUACCCGCAAAAGAAUUUAUUAAAUCCAAAUCUUCUGGGCAAGCAUUUGAGGUGAGGAAUGGGAGCUGCAGGUAGAGUUCCAAUUAGUCCAAAGUUGAUAUUUUUCACACAUUGCCAGUACUGAAGCUGAUUUUAAUUAUCAGUGUACAGUACAAAAGUGAACUGUACACUGAUAUAUCCUAUUUCUAGGGUUGUUAUUCACAAUAGUGUGAGUAAAGUCUGAAAAACCUUUACCAUCUUCAACUUACUGUGUUUACGAAAAGUGCAAAAUUGUGUCCUCUUUUUCCUUUGCUUAAUUAAACCCCCUAACACUAGAAACCAAUCCCGCUAUAUUGUACAUUAUUAAAACCUUUUAAAGCUGUUGACUUACUGCCCAUGCCAAUAAAUUGUCAGGUUUCACUGUUUAAA